Closterium sp. NIES-65 is the source of this 891-nucleotide messenger RNA. Lineage: Eukaryota; Viridiplantae; Streptophyta; Zygnematophyceae; Desmidiales; Closteriaceae. The record is from the annotation of a GenBank genome assembly.
AUGACGACCAAGAUGCGGCCGAUGACGACCAAGCUGCGGCUGAUGGCGGAUGACGAGCAAGCUGCGGCCGAUGACGAGCAAGCUACGGCCGAAGUCGAGCAAGCUGCGGCCAAAGACGAGCAAGCUGCGACCGAAGACGAGCAAGUUGCGGCCGAAGACGAGCAAGCUGCGGCCGAAGACGAGCAAGUGACGGUCGAAGACGAGCAAGCUGCGGCCGAAGACGAGCAAGCUGCGGCCGAAGACGAGCAAGCUGCGGCCGAUGACGAGCAAGCUGCGGCCGAUGACGAGCAAGCUGCGGCCGAUGACGAGCAAGCUGCGGCCGAUGACGAGCAAGCUACGGCCGAAGACGAGCAAGCUACGGCUGGAGACGAGCAAGCUGCGGCCGAUGACGAGCAAGUUGCGGCCGAUGACGAGCAAGCUGCGGUCGUUGACGAGCAAGCUGCGGCCGAUGAUGAGCAAGCUGCGGCCUAUGAUGAGCAAGCUGUGGCCGAUGACGAGCAAGCUGCGGCCGAUGACGAGCAUGCUGCGGACGAAGACGAGCAAGCUGCGGCCGAAGACGAGCAAGCUGCAGAAAUGGCAUGUGCUGGGAUGCAUGGCAUGUGCCGGGAUGCAUGGCAUGUGCUGGGAUGCAUGGCAUGUGCUGGGAUGCAUGGCAUGUGCUGGGAUGCAUGGCAUGUGCUGGGAUGCAUGGCAUGUGCUGGGAUGCAUGGCAUGUGCUGGGACAAAGAGCCUGCGCUAUCUGAGUCGGACCCCGACGAUGCUGAUGACAACGACGAUGACGUCAGCACACGCUUCUUCUUCUUGAUAGCAGCGACAGCUGGAGCAGCGACAGCAGCAAGUGCGCCCCUUCCUUCCCCCAUGGCACCACCCCUCAUGCCUCCAUGUGCAUAA